AAAUUAAUUGUUGUGUACUCUCAUACAUAUGUAGCUGUUUGACACGACACGUAAAAUGAAUUAUUUUGUAAUUUUAUUAGUGACAUCAUUAUCUUCCUUGACAGUGCGAGGACAGUGUCCAUUUCCCGGUAAGUCAUUAGUAUUAUACGGUGAACGUGGUUAUGUCAUUUCUUAUAGUCUUACCACUAACCGGGUGUACAUUGAUUAUACAGUUACCAGUAGUGCAGUAACAACCUGUGACGGAUCUUCAAAAGCUGGACCACAGGUCUACAUCGACUUCUAUAAAAUAAACAGCCCAUGUACCUGUACUGUGACCCCGUCGAUCAGUGGUAAUCUAUACAUAACGGCCGAGAAAGUAACUGUUAGUUCAUGUACAACGACUAUAAUUGUGAGAGACACACGGUAUACUUGUCCAACAGAAAGAACACUGAGUCCACUAAAUGUCAUCGCAAACCAAUCAGUCACAGUGACAGCGAGUUAUGAAGAAAAUUACAACUAUGGGACAUUUCAUCAUUGCUUGGGAUUUUAUCAAUCAUCAGAUGAUGUUCAGGUAACAUGUGGAUCAGGUUCAACAACACAAACGACGACACCGGAGAAGACAACAGUGUACAUCACCUCCACGCCAAUGUCGUCAGCGGAAAUGACUGUCUCUCCGACUCAUCAAGACAAUUCUUCAACUGUUUCUAAUGAGUUAAGAAUGGGUACAGAACCAGCUGGAAAUAAAUUGGCACGGCAGUGUCCAUUUUCCGUUGCUGAUCAAUCAAUAACAACCUGUGAUGGAUCUUCUAAAGCUGGAGCAAAGUUCUACAUCGACUUCCACAAAAUAAACAGUCCCUGUACCUGUACUGUGAUCCCGUCGAUCAGUGGAUCUCUAUACAUACAAGCCGAGGAAGUACAUGUUAGCUCCUGUAAGACGAUUAUAAGUGUGGAAAACACACAUUAUACAUGUCCAACACAGAAAGGACUGAGUUCACUCAAUGUCAUUGAAAACCAAUCAGUCGCAGUUACAGCGAGUUAUCAACAACAGGGCGACCCUGGGACAUUUUUUCACUGUAUGGGAUUUUAUCAAUUAUCAAAUGAUGUCCAAGUGACAUGUGCAUCGGGUUCAACAACACAGACGACGACACCGGGGAAGACGACAGUGUACAUCACCUCCACUCAAAUAUCGUCAACCGGAAUCAACAUGACAGUGUCUCCGAUUCAUCAAGACCAUUCUACAACCGUUUCCGACACUUCACCCAUGACGUUUAAAGAGUCAGUUGAUGAUAAAUUGACAUACAUUAUUGCCGGUGCUGGGGGAGGAUUUGUGGUCAUUCUUAUAAUAAUGAUCAUAGUGAUUUGUGUGAGAAUGAGAAAGAAAACACCUGAAAAUAAAUCAGCGAAAGGCAAAUUAAAUACAGAACAUAAAAACGACGCCUACGACCGUGAGGCAGAUCUACCGUAUAAUCCUUUGUAUCAUUCUAACAAGCCAGAGGACGACGUGGGGUACUCCAUCGUGGAGGAACAACAUCAUAACGCUGUACCACCAUUACAAACAAACACAGACCACUCCCAUAACUCUAAAUCACCAGAGACAAAGAAUCAAAAUAAAGACCAUACGCAUGAUAUCCCUAUGUACGCCGUCCCUAAUAAACCAAAGAACACACCGACAGAGACUACAGGUGGCGCUGUGUACGCCGCCCCUAAUAAACCAAAUAAUACACCGACAGAGACUGCAGGUGGCGCUGUGUACGCCGCCCCUAAUAAACCAAAGAAUACACCGACAGAGACUACAGGUGUCGCUGUGUACGCCGUCCCUAAUAAACCAAAGAACACACCGACAGAGACUACAGGUGGCGCUGUGUAUGCCCAGAUAAACAAACCUAAGACAAACACCGCCCAGACCCCUGUCCGAACCCAGAACCAAGAGGGACUGGUCUACAUGGAAGUUGAACACAGUGAUGAUCCGAUUACCCAGAAUGCACCGCACAUAAAUGUGAUUACUGCCGAGAACAUGCCGUAUGCUGAAAUACAAAAGUAAUUAUUCAGGUAUUGUGUAGAUGAGCCUAACAAUAUGAACUUGAUAACUGUACGGUUAUUUUGUAUUGGAAUCCACAACAUGAAGUAUGUGAGUUGGUGAUUCAUUUUUCCCCCUACACCCCUAAUUCAUUCUAAAGUUCAUAAUGCUCACUGUGUGUAUUUGAAUAAUUCAAACCUCUGUAUGCAUGGCAUUUUAAAACAUUCUGUCUCCAAUAAAUGUUAGGUAUUGUAUAUUCUUAGACAUGGGUCAUUAAAUUUCAUUUUGUUUUUCU
Messenger RNA from Ostrea edulis (European flat oyster), 2291 nucleotides. RefSeq lists its product as uncharacterized. Lineage: Eukaryota; Metazoa; Mollusca; Bivalvia; Ostreida; Ostreidae. The record is from RefSeq and is a predicted model, not a curated record. The transcript has 8 exons. Bases 56 to 2020 code for a protein of 654 amino acids.